AUGAGUUUGACUGAGAAAGUAAAAAAUAAUAGAAAGAUAUACAACAAAACAAAACAAAAGAUGAAAAGGUUACGUAAAGAAAGUGAUGUUCAUGUUAUUCAUGAAGAUAAUGGAGAAGAAAGCAUAUACUCCAACACAGGUAAAUGGAAACGGGGUCGACUCCUUGGAAGAGGCUACGGUGGCAGUGUUUAUUUGGCUGAGAUGAUCAAACCUCCACCUCCAAUAACAUCACGUUUGAAUGGUUCCCACCCUAUUAUGGCUGUAAAAUCCACGUUGGCUUCUCACGGCGAUGACCUGAAAAAGGAGAAGAAGUUCCUCCAACUCUUUGUUGACAGUCCUUACAUCGUACGGUGCUUCGGAGAUGACAUGACAAUCACAACAGACGACCAAGGAAACAAAACAAAACUCUACAAUGUUCUCUUGGAGUACGCUUCGGGUGGAUGCUUGGCUGAUUUCAUGGAGGGCACUAUACUAUCCGAGACUCAAGUGAGACAACACACAAAAUCUAUUUUGAGAGGACUUGAGUGUAUUCACGAUAAGGGCGUCGUUCAUUGUGAUUUAAAACCUGAAAACAUAUUGAUGGUGAAGGAAGAAGAUGACGACGAUGAAUUUGUGGCCAAAAUAUCAGAUUUUGGACUGUCAAAAAUGGCCGAUGAUUGGAUGAUCACUCCUAAUACUUUUACUAUUGUGAAGGGAACUCGAGUGUAUUGGGCUCCGGAAUGUGUACAAGAUGAGGUUCAAGAGAAAUGUUCUGAUGUAUGGGCACUAGGUUGUAUUGUUCUGUAUAUGUUAAUGGGGGGAAGACUAAAGUGGAAUAACAAAGUGAGUGAGUCUGUUUCUAAGGAAGCCAAAGAUUUUCUCAUCAAGUGUUUUGAAGCAGACCCAUUACAAAGACCAUCUGCUAAGGUUCUUUUGAGUCAUCCAUUUGUUGGUGGAAGUGGAGUAUUUGUUGAGAGAGAAGAAGAUAGAGUAGUUCCCAAAAGGAAAAAGAUGAAGACUUAUUAUUAG
Molecule: messenger RNA, 1008 nt
Organism: Humulus lupulus (European hop)
Lineage: Eukaryota; Viridiplantae; Streptophyta; Magnoliopsida; Rosales; Cannabaceae
Product: mitogen-activated protein kinase kinase kinase 20-like
Exons: 1
Coding region: 1-1008 (335 amino acids)
Biological process (GO): protein phosphorylation
Molecular function (GO): protein kinase activity; ATP binding
Source: RefSeq, a predicted model, not a curated record